CGGCGUGCGGCUCGGCGAGACGGAGCAGGAGCAGGAGCAGGAGCGACAGAGGCAGGCGGCCCCUGUAGUCGCGGCCGGCGCGCCGGAGAGCAGGCCGAAGAAGAUGGCACGGUGCAGCAGUUGGGAUGCGCGCACGUCACUGCGAGGGCGUGGUCGGGGGGCCAGAGUGAAAAGUUAGGAUCAAUUCUACUUAUUUAAUACAGCCUUCGUAUUAGGAGCGUGUAUAUAGUUAGGAAUCCACUGUAAACCGAUUUGCGCUAAACUCGGGGUUUUAUCUACACUAAGUACCGAGGCUUAACUCGCAUUGUGUUUGACUAAGUGAACAAAUAGAUGGAGUGAUAUUUAUUGACUUUCUAUAUUUCGAAGAGUUUUUCGGAAAAACGCCGACGCGAGCGCAAAACCAUCAACGGAUACUUUAUCGAGGACGCCGCCGAGUGCGAGGCACGAUUUUAGAUGUGGCCCAACAGUUUAACGGCUGGUUGCAACCCGGAGAGCGAGUUGUCAUUCACGGGCUUUGGCGCUUCGUGUGGCAGCGGCUCGUCGGCAGGUAUGGCCUAUCUCAAAUCGGCUCCUUAUCCAGUACCCGGAUUAGGAUUGCAUGGACUCCCCGUCGAAUCUCUGCACGGCACAAUGGGUUACCCUGGAGGUAAAUAUUCACAGUACAUGGGUAACCAAAGGAAGCAACGUAGAGAGAGGACGACAUUCACCCGAGCACAAUUGGAUGUGCUGGAGGCGCUUUUCGCCAAGACUCGUUAUCCCGAUAUUUUUAUGAGGGAAGAAGUCGCUUUGAAAAUUAAUUUGCCCGAGUCCAGAGUACAGGUGUGGUUCAAGAACAGAAGGGCAAAGUGUAGGCAGCAGCAGAAACAACAUAAUCAACAGAAUGCUGACAAAAGCAAUCGUAUCAAAAGUAAAAGCCUAAUAACGAAGUCAUCAUCGCCUGCAGCUUCUAAUAACAACAACAAUAACAAUACGAACAACAGUUCUGCUACCAGUUCUCCGAUAGUACCUACAACGCCACAAGUGAGAGAAAGCCCGAACUACACUAAAGCUUCGGUUGCUAGCGCAAGCUCAAACAGGUCUCCACCGGUGGUUUCAUCUGCAUAUUCAAACGCUGGUAAUUCAAGUAUAUGGUCUCCUGCUUCAAUAGAUAGUUUCCCAUUGGAGCAGCAUCGUUGGUGCAAUACGAAUCAAUCGUCAGUUUUGGGCACGACCAGUGCGGGUGCAAAUUGCUACAAUAAUUAUUCCUACUAUACUAACAUGGAUUAUUUGAGCAGUUCGACAAUGGGACAUUCUCAAUUCGUAGAUAAUAAUUUAGAGAAUAGUUGGAGCAAGUCAAAAGACGAAACAUCGUGGUUUUACAAUGCAAGCUGGGAACGAAAAUGAGAUAUGUUUUCAAAAAGUUCUUCAGUUAGCAAGUAAAUUGCAAGCGGGUUUUAUAGCAGGAACAAUGACAUUUCCCAAAGGUGUAUUGCAUUUUCAUUAUCAUCAGGCAUAUAUUAUUCCAAGUUAAUCAACAACUGAAAUUCUAAAUUAUCUUUUAAAGAAACAAGUACAACAUUUUAUAGAUGACCUAUUCGAAUGGAUUUUCAUAAUCAAUUAUGGCAUUAAUUAAAAGAGAUAAAAAGAAAACAAUAAAAUUAACGAAUUUAUUAAUCGUUAGAUUAUAGGAUUUAAAUACCUAGUCGUAUGUUGAUUGAUUGCAUAUUCUUGUAGUAGUUUUCAAUGUGCCAAAACCUAUUGCAAAUGUGACUACGUACUUAUAUGAUUAAUCUAUUCUUUGGUUAGAUACCUAUGUGUUUACUGAUGAACCACACUUAAAAUUACUGUACAUAUCCGUAGAUAUAGUAUUAAUUUAACAAUAUUCUCAGCAUAAAAUAUUUGCAAUAGUUAACAAAUGUUUAUUUCCUUGAACUUUAGUUCUAAUUUACCGUCCUUAUGAAAGGAAUACAAUUAUGGUUGAACAAACUUGUUUCUAUAAUCUAUUGUGUUUUGUGCAAUAUCAAAUGUUAUUAUGUAUGGCAGUUGCAUGCUAGGGCGAAUUUAUUUUGUAAAAUUUGUUAAACUUGCGUUAAAAGGCCUAAAAUUAACGAAUAUUUUUAAAAUAGUGUAAGUGUAAAUUUUAAUUAUCUGUCCGUUCUAAUUUGCAUAGAACUAAGAAUCUAAACGAUAAAAGGAUCUCGAAAUAUUGAUUGACAUAAGUUUGGCCUAGUAUAAUGUAAAAUAAAUUUGUAUAAGUUAUUGUAAUGACAUUUUUUGUGAUAAUUUGUUGCUGUAUGAUUACAAUAAAUCACAAAUAAUAUUAUUCUUUUCACUCUCAA
Dalotia coriaria is the source of this 2318-nucleotide messenger RNA. RefSeq names its product homeobox protein OTX1-like (gene Otd-2). Gene Ontology annotation, molecular function: RNA polymerase II cis-regulatory region sequence-specific DNA binding; DNA-binding transcription factor activity, RNA polymerase II-specific. The record is from RefSeq and is a predicted model, not a curated record. NCBI's taxonomy places the organism in Eukaryota, Metazoa, Arthropoda, Insecta, Coleoptera, Staphylinidae. Gene Ontology annotation, cellular component: nucleus. The coding region runs from base 454 to 1383 and encodes 309 amino acids. The transcript has 8 exons. Gene Ontology annotation, biological process: regulation of transcription by RNA polymerase II.